Pomacea canaliculata is the source of this 1715-nucleotide messenger RNA. Its product is annotated as phosphatidylcholine transfer protein-like. Bases 159 to 809 code for a protein of 216 amino acids. The record is from RefSeq and is a predicted model, not a curated record. Lineage: Eukaryota; Metazoa; Mollusca; Gastropoda; Architaenioglossa; Ampullariidae. The transcript is spliced from 7 exons. Gene Ontology annotation, molecular function: phosphatidylcholine intramembrane carrier activity; phosphatidylcholine binding.
GAUCGUAUAUAAUACAUUAUAAAUAUUGUCCUUCAUCCUACAUCGUCUGCUAUUUACUUGUAGCGAGAGUAGCUUCCCUUAUAACCGGAAGUAAACAACAGGUUGGCUUGGUGUCUCAACGCUUGCAUCCAUACCUUUGAUCCGUUGCAGGAAAAAGAAUGGCUGUUUGCUUUACAGAUGAAGAUUUUGUUAAAGCUUGUUUGGAACUUGAUCAACCUCAAGUUGAUGGUUGGGAAUUUUUUGUUUCAUCACAUGGUGUUACAAUCUACAGACUCUACAAUGAGGUAUCAGGACUCUAUGAGUACAAAAUCUUUGGUGUGCUGGAAGAUAUCCUGCCAGAGAUAUGUGCUGAAGUCUACAUGGACACUGAGUAUCGUAAACAGUGGGAUAGUUAUGUGAAUGAGCUGUAUGAGACAGAAGUAGAUGGAAAAAAGUUUGUGUACUGGAAUGUCAACUUUCCAUUUCCAUUGUGGAACAGAGAUUAUGUCUAUAAACGUGAGCUGCGAGUCUUAGAGCGCCAGGGGAAAAAGGUGUGGGUUGUAUUGGCUGAGAGUGAAUCCACACCUAGCAUACCAGAGAAGUCAGGGGUAGUGCGAGUUGAUGACUAUAAACAGUGUGCUGCGCUCACUUCAGAUGGCAAAGUUGGCACAAAGGCCUACAUGAAGUACUAUGAUAACCCUAAAGGCAACAUUCCAAAGUGGUUGAUCAACUGGGCUGCCAAGACUGGGUUCCACAGUUUUUGUCAACGAUGCAGAGUGCUUGCAGGGGCUAUCCUGACUACCUCUCAUGCAAGAAUACGGGCAGUAUAGCACAAUGAACUUAGUUCCACUAUAUUUUAUAAACUUUUAAAUACCUUCUUUUAAAAUGGGUACAUCACUUCUACUCACAACAGCAAAUGGUAAAGCAGAUACUACGUACGUCUUCUUUUUCACCAACUUGUUAGAAUGGUAGCCAUCAAGUGUUUUCCCCAAGAUGCCUUCAGGAUUUGAGUAGUCUGCUUUUGUGAGGUCAUGGUGUUUUCAAAGUGAAUGAUAUUGUUGAGAAUUUUAGAUACCUAGGUCAACGAAAAUAUGUCUAAAUGUCAUUUCUAGAGAGCAGCAGACUGUUCACUGGUAUAUUUCUGGUACAAAUGCUACUAAACUUGGGUACAUAUUUAUAGCAAAGUCUUGAACUGGCUGUAUUUUGUAGUUAUUAACUUACAUCAUAGUAAUAGACUCUUUAAAUGUGAUGUACUUUUUUCUCUUUUUACAGGGAGUUGAACAUAUAUUUUUGCUUUUUGUCUGUGAUAUUUCUUAAUGUGCUGCAGGCUACAUUGUUGACCAGACCUCAAUGAACACAAAAAUCAGGUGUGCACAUGAGAGCUUUUUUUUACCCAUUUGUUGAUUUAGGAGAGCAACAGCCUGGGACCAUCUUUGUAAAAUAAAACUGUAUUUAUAAGCUAUAAGUGUAUUAUUGUACUAAAGUCUUCACACACAUCUGCAUAUGUAUGCAUGGGUGUGGUGAUGUCUAUGUUAGCAAGAAAGAAAAUUUUGGUAUUUUUUAGGAUGUAAAUGCUGUACUUUUGUCAGUGCUAUUUUAUUUUCCAGUGUCAUUUUUUUUUUGGUUUGAAUUGUGGGCUUAACUUAAGUAAAACUAAUCUUUUAAUAUUGAUUAAUGGGUGUUUACUAAUUGGUUGAAAGUAUUUGUUAAAUAAAGGUCCACAAACUCUAUGCAAA